Messenger RNA from Rhododendron vialii, 323 nucleotides. RefSeq lists its product as uncharacterized. The record is from RefSeq and is a predicted model, not a curated record. NCBI's taxonomy places the organism in Eukaryota, Viridiplantae, Streptophyta, Magnoliopsida, Ericales, Ericaceae. The transcript is spliced from 2 exons. Bases 9 to 308 code for a protein of 99 amino acids.
CCAGUAAUAUGCACCGUUCGUCGAGUGGUAGCCGAGUAUCGGACGAAUACUACAGUAAUAUGCACCGUUCGUCGAGUGGGAGCCGAGUAUCGGACGAAUACUCCGACCACCCGCCGUCUAACCAAAGUUUCAGGUCGGAAUCGGCCACCACCGCCGCCGACCAGUUACCCAAAUACAAUCCCCAAUCCUACGUGGCAAACAAGGAGAGGAGUCGCCUCAAAUCGGCAGAGACCGCCGUCCAUCUCAUCCCUCUAUUGCUCGUCCUCUGUGGCAUCAUCCUCUGGUUCUUUUCCACCCCAGGUGCUUGAGCACUUUUCUUUUUU